AUACUGAAAAACAUGAAGGCGUUCAUUGCUGUUCUCAUUGCUGCUCUGUGCUUUGAAGGGCUGAAUGCACAGUGCCCUGAACCAGACGCACUGCAGGAUGCUAGUGGAAACAAACUCUGUGCACAAAUGUUUCAACACAGCAGCUAUUACUACGACCAGAGCUGUCAAGGCAAAGUCCUGGAUGUCUAUCCUGGUGAAGACUAUCCCAUCUUGACAUGGGAAUGGGACAACCGUAUCUCUUCUCUUGUGGUGGCCAAGUCCUGCAGCCUGACAGUGUGGUCUCGAAGCAAGAAGCAGGGUUCCAAGAAGACGUUUUCUGCUGGGAUCGCGUACCACCUUAAGGACGUGAAGGAUGGCCUGUUUGGCGACUGGAACGAUUCCAUCUCAGGAUACUACUGCAUAUGCAGGGUGUGAAACAAACCAGAUAGCCAAGACAUAAUUAACUUAUGAAAUGAUGUUAAUGAAAUAAGAAAAUCUGUAAACCCUGGUAAACUUGUUUUCGAAUGUUCAAUUAAAACAUCUCAAUAGAC
Triplophysa dalaica is the source of this 530-nucleotide messenger RNA. Its product is annotated as syncollin-like. The transcript has a single exon. Gene Ontology annotation, biological process: exocytosis. Bases 13 to 414 code for a protein of 133 amino acids. Gene Ontology annotation, cellular component: secretory granule membrane. Lineage: Eukaryota; Metazoa; Chordata; Actinopteri; Cypriniformes; Nemacheilidae. The record is from RefSeq and is a predicted model, not a curated record.